UGUCCAACAUGAUCACAUAUCGCAUUCAAUCGGGGAAAUGCAAGGAUACAGGUUGACCAUGGAAGACGCGUUCUGUGAUUUGAACGAAAGAAUAUUCGUGACGGAAGAGGGACUUGACAUCAGAAAACAAGACGAGAAUACAGAGGGUGAUCUGGAGUCUCUUCAAAUUAACAUUUAUGGUGUCUUUGACGGACAUGGCGGUUCGGGAGCAUCUAGAUAUGUUAGCCAAAAACUGCCAUCGCUUUUGCGAGAUGAGCUUAUACUAACAAUCAAUAACUUACCUCAGGUAUCUAGAUCAAAGCUUUUGAAUUGCCAAGAAGUGUUAAAGGCAAUUGAUUUUCCUCGGCUUCUGCGAUCAUCAUUUAUGAAAUGUGACUCUAUGUUUUAUAGCCAUCACGACAACAACAGUGGAACAACAGCAGUGGUGCUGAUAAUCUUUUGUGGCUACGCAUUUGUGGCUAAUUCCGGUGACUCAAGGUGUAUAUUGAGUCGAAAGGGAGCCACAAAAACGCUGUCUUUUGAUCAUAAGCCAAGGAACCUGGGUGAGCUAAUGCGAAUCCACAGCGACGGAGGUUACGUUUCUACCAACAGAGUGAAUUCAAUUUUGGCUUUGAGUAGAGCCUUUGGAGAUUUCUCCUUCAAGAUGCAUACAGAAAACACUUACUCCAGACAACUGAUGUUCACAACAGCCAAACACAAAUAUACUCCUCCCGAAGAAUAUCAAGUUACUGCAGAACCCGAUAUUCUCAUACAUAAGAUUACUCAGCUGGAUGAGUUCUUUAUUCUUGCUUGCGAUGGAAUAUGGGAUUGCUACAAGUCUCAUGAAUUGGUACGUUUGGUGAGGCAUCAUCUCUCACUGGGAAAAAAACUACCUGAGAUCAAUGAGAUAAUUCUUGAUAAUUGUAUCAGGAUGGCAAAUACAAUAACUGGCAUCGGGUUCGAUAAUAUGACAUUGAUUAUCGUUGCCUUGCAUCAAGACUACAAAGAUUUGAACAAUUGGUAUACAAAAAUGAAAUACAGAAUUCUGGACGAGCAUUUUGGGCCCUCUGGGCAUUGACGACGAAAGAUCACAUCUUCUGAGUAUAGCUGCAUGUACUAAUUCAUGUUGAACAGUCUAACCUUGCUUCACUGAAUGACUUGUCGGUUGUUUCUUUGAUCAACUGGAUUACCUUUUUCAUUUUUUCCUCACCUUCACUGAUACCGAAGGUUUGCAGUGGCUUUAAUUCUCCUUUCAUCCACUUCUUCAGGCACUUAGCACGCUGCACCUCACCAAGUCGUGAAAUAGACAUCUGGUUAGGUUCGUAGAAAGUAAUGAUAUCGACUAUAAGCCCGAAUUGAUUAAGUAAUUUGCUGACAAUCAACGGCACUAGCGAACUCAGGUAAUUCGUAGGGCGUCCCGUUUCAAUCGCCGCGACAACAUAGUCACCAGCUUUGAACACACAACUUCUUGGUGGGCAAGAUUUUGAGGUCAUAAGUAUAGAACCAACGAGUGCAUUAAUUGAUUCCUCGAUGUCAAUCGCAAAGUACUGCAUUCCCAAAACCUCAAAAGUCUCUUCAGCUUUUCCCAAGUAGAAAAGUAGUUGCAUUUCAACGACGUUUCCAUUAUCUAGAGUCUUCUCAAUAUUGUGUAAGAAGCCAAAGUCUCCUGUUCUCAUAUAGUCCAAAUCUUUGUUCCAAUUUUCAAUUUUGGCUCUCAGUCUAGAGUCAUCAAACUUUCCUGUUUGUGUUACUGUUACAUUUGAAACUGUCGAUUCAGAGCAAACCCAAACUUCUCCAAACUCUCCAACUUUGCAUAUCUUAGAUGUUUCGGGAUUGACCACUGCUAACUGUGUGUUCACAGGAACUAUGCCGGAAUCCUGCAAAUGAAUUGCGUACGGCGAAUCACUAGGAUUGACCAAUGACACAUAUCCUUGAGUCAAUGCAAGAGGGUCGACCCACAAAUCAAGGGGAGCAAAAGACAGGUAUGAUCUCAAUGAUAUCAUAGGAUUAAGAUCGUGCUGAUACACAUUGGACACAGCAAACGGCGACAAAUCUGUCAGUUGCAUAUGGUUCAAAAAGGCAUUCAGUAGUUUUCCAGAUGGACGGGCAUCCCAGCCAAUCAUUAGGUUUUUCAAAGAAGAGAGAUCACACUUUUUUGGAGCAGGAUUCUCGAUGGCAUAUGCUAUCAUUUUUUCUGUGACAAACACAUUUUCCACUUUAUAACGAUCCAAGCUUAAAAAGAAUUUGGAAGGAUUUAAUGAAUAGUCCAAAGGCGAUAUCAGAUACGUUGUUGUUCCCAAGUAGACACCUAACAUCAUCGAUUGAAGGAAUCCAAGCCCUGAACAGUGUCUCACACAAGCGCAUAAAGGUUUUGUGCUAUUUAUCUGGCAUGUUUCUUUGAGAAUCUUACACAUAGCCAUCAAAUUCGAGUGUUGUAAUUUCGUUCCCUUAUACUGAUGAUCCUCGGUCCAAGAAAUCCACACUAGACAUUCAUCUCUCUUAUUUCGUGGCUUGGAUUUAUACUGCUCCAUCUUUUGAUACAUCACCUUUGAGUUGUUGGGGUAUUUUGUAUGUUUAGAAGUAUUUCGACACUUGGGAAUAUUGAUCUUCAGUUGGUUUGAAAGGGUUUUCAUCUUGGAAUUCACCGGUUUAUUUUUCAAUAAUGUUUCCGUAUCAUUGUUCACAAAUAUUGCUUGUACAUUGAAAUCCUUGAUGAUACUUACAAGUGACAACGUGUCUUCUUCAAGUCGAGUCACAUCCAAAGGAGGCAAAAGAAUGGGCACCAGCCCUCCCAGCCAACAAGCAUAUAGACACACAAUAACUUCCUCAGAUAAAGGGUACAUCAAAAUAACGUAGUCACUGGAUUUAAGAUUUUGCUUUUCAAGAAUAUAAGAACAAACUGCAAACACUUUCAUUUCCACUUUUUUCCAGGAUAGUGAUUUGCUUUCUUUAACACUUUGUCUGUCAAUAAUUCCAUAUGCCAUCUCGUCAGCCUGUUUGGAAGCUCUUAUUUUAAAAAGUUCAAGUAUCGAUUUGUACCCUGUUAGCUCCAAAUUUGUACGAUCAUCCACACAUUUCUCUCUCAGAUCCAGACCUGAAUAUUGGAGAUCUGUGUAGUUAAGAGCCUCUACUCGAGAAUUGGAAGAAUAUAGAGACCAUAUUCCGCCGCUAAUGUCUUCUCCGUGGGGUAUUGCACUCAAUGAAUUUGAUAGAUUGAAUUUAACAUAAACGGAAGGUAUUUUUCCCUCCAUAAACCGCCGCUUGCAAAGCAUAUUGGCAAUCUCUGGUCUACC
Ogataea polymorpha is the source of this 3272-nucleotide messenger RNA. RefSeq lists its product as uncharacterized. Gene Ontology annotation, molecular function: protein serine/threonine phosphatase activity; cation binding. Gene Ontology annotation, biological process: protein dephosphorylation. The transcript has a single exon. The coding region runs from base 38 to 1057 and encodes 339 amino acids. Lineage: Eukaryota; Fungi; Ascomycota; Pichiomycetes; Pichiales; Pichiaceae. The record is from RefSeq and is a predicted model, not a curated record.